AUGGAGAGUGUAAGAGAGUUGGCUUCAGAGAAGGCUGCUGUGAUUUUCACAAAGAGCUCAUGCUGCAUAUGCCACAGUGUGAAAUCACUUUUCUAUGAGCUUGGUGCAAGCCCUGCGAUUCAUGAGCUCGAUCGAUAUGCCAAUGGGAGGGACAUGGAGUGGGCAUUGAGGCAGCUGGGCUGCAACCCUGCUCUCCCUGCUGUGUUCAUAGGUGGGAAAUAUGUAGGCUCAUCAAAGGAUAUCAUAUCCUAUCAUGUUGAUGGAUCUCUAAAACAAAUGCUCAAGGAUGCAAAAGCCAUCUGGUUCUAG
This is a messenger RNA of Prunus armeniaca (apricot), 309 nucleotides long. NCBI's taxonomy places the organism in Eukaryota, Viridiplantae, Streptophyta, Magnoliopsida, Rosales, Rosaceae. The record is from the annotation of a GenBank genome assembly.